Molecule: messenger RNA, 1422 nt
Organism: Caenorhabditis remanei
Lineage: Eukaryota; Metazoa; Nematoda; Chromadorea; Rhabditida; Rhabditidae
Exons: 8
Coding region: 1-1422 (473 amino acids)
Biological process (GO): transmembrane transport
Molecular function (GO): transmembrane transporter activity
Source: RefSeq, a predicted model, not a curated record
AUGAAGGAAAAGGGUUCAUCAGUCGUCCCAUGCUUGGAAAACCGUCAACGGUACAUUGUUCUUGCAAUUGGAACGCUAUGCAUCGCUUCAAUCGCUUCCAAUAUGACUGUCAUCAACUUUACAAUGAUUUGCAUGGCUCCUAAGACCAACACUUCUGAAUUACCCAUGACUGAUGCUUCAGUGGUGAACUUAGCUUACGAUAACAAGCAGAAGUCUAUCAUUAUGUGGGCAGCAGCAGUAGGAACUCUCGCAGCAGCUUGGCCUUUCCAUUGGUUCUACCAACAAUUCGGAGCAAGGUCCGUUUUCUUUUUCGCUGGAGCUGUGUCAACUUUAUCCACUGCUUUGAUGCCACUAGCUGCUCACCUCCAUUUCAACUUUUUGGUCAUUGCUAGAUUCUUCCAGGGAGUAAGUUUCGGAGCAGAUUUCGCCGCUAUCGGAUUGAUCGUUGUCAACUGGGCCAGUUUGAAGCAACACGGACUCUUCAUCUCACUUCUCUCUUCAUUUUCUCAAAUCUCGGUGAUGUUUACUAUGCCAGUCGCCGGAGAGCUUUGUGAAUCGUCCUGGGGAUGGGAAUCCGUCUACUACGUGCACGCUGUGCUCAGUGGUGUUCUCUUCAGUUUGUGGUGGUGGUUCUACAGAAACAACCCAACUAAACAUCCAAAGAUGACUGAAAUCGAGCUUGAGAAGAUUCACAGAGGAAAAGGAGAUGUCCAAGCACACGAAAAAGCUCCAAUCGCCAAGAUCCUUACUAACUCCGUCAUGUUGGCAGUUUGGCUCUCUGCCUUCGGAGAAUUGAUGAUGUCUCAAUUCAUUGUUAUGUACGGACCAACAUUCUUGAAGGAAGUUCUGGGAUUCGCUGUUAACCACACCGGGUACUUUGUUGCCGUGCCACGUGCUCUUCACUUGGCCUUUAAAAUCAUUUCCGGAGUUGCCAGUGACCGUAUUCACUUCUGGUCUGAGAAGACUAAAAUGAGAAUUUUCAACACGAUCGCUUUGAUGGUUUCCGGUGCGUUUUUCUGUAUUCUCGGUUAUCUUCCAAAGGAUCAAGCUCAUCUCUCCUUGAUUGCUCUCUUGGUCAUCGAAUGCUCCACUGGAUUCAUCUGCGGAGGUUUCUACAAAUGCGCCACCCUUGUAGCCAGACAACACUCUCACUUCGUCCUUUCCCAAAUUCAAUUCAUCAAGUGCCUUUCUCUCUUCAUCGAACCACUUUUGGUCUUCCUGAUCUGUACGCACAACACUCUCGAAGAAUGGAGAAUUGUUUUCCUGACCCACGGAGUUCUUCUCAUUGUUGGAAACAUUAUCUUCUGUUACUACGCUACUGAUGAGCCAGCCGAUUUCACUCAUCUUCCACAAGCACCGAACGGAGAAGAAAUGGCCGAUGUGCCGCCAGAACGAAGAAGACUCACUGAAAACGAAGCAUAA